CACACAGCUAGUAAGUGCUAGCUAGCAUUGAGUGCUGUGCCCAUGAAAUUUAUCUACAUAGGCUUUCACUUAACCUGCAGACAGAACUCAGUUAGUGGGAGAUACUUUCCCUCAAUAUUAUUAGCAUUGUUUCACUGCAACGUGGAACGACAGCUUUAAAACGUGCUCUUCGUAGGCCCGGCUACUCCAAGAACAGCGCCUCCCGCCAGACCCAGGCGGCUUCCUUCACCCGCAACCCGAGAGACGACCCGCAGGGCCCGCCCCGCGGAAGCCGCUGGUUGCCAGGCCAAGGAGUGGACGAGGGUUGCCGGGGAAGCGGUUUGGGAGAGCCCAUGGUGACUGCGUGAGUGGAGCCCAGCUGUGUGGAUGCCCCAGCAUGGAUGACUACAUGGUCCUGAGAAUGAUUGGGGAGGGCUCCUUCGGCAGAGCUCUUUUGGUUCGGCAUGAAAGCAGUAAUCAGAUGUUUGCCAUGAAAGAAAUAAGGCUUCCCAAGUCUUUCUCUAAUACACAGAAUUCUAGGAAGGAGGCUGUUCUUUUAGCCAAAAUGAAACACCCCAAUAUUGUUGCCUUCAAAGAAUCAUUUGAAGCUGAAGGACACUUGUACAUUGUGAUGGAAUACUGUGAUGGAGGGGAUCUAAUGCAAAAGAUUAAACAGCAAAAAGGAAAGUUAUUUCCUGAAGACAUGGUAAGAGAUUGACUUACAUAUAUUCUAUGCAUUAUUAUUAACCAUAUACAUAAAAAUACAGUAUUAUAUUCUUCUUUUUAAAUGCAGAAUAUCUUCCUCACUCAAAAUGGAAAAGUGAAAUUGGGAGACUUUGGAUCUGCCCGUCUUCUCUCCAAUCAGAUGGCAUUUGCUUGUACCUAUGUGGGAACACCUUAUUAUGUGCCUCCAGAAAUUUGGGAAAACCUGCCUUAUAACAAUAAAAGUGACAUCUGGUCCUUGGGAUGCAUUCUGUAUGAACUCUGUACCCUUAGGCAUCCAUUUCAGGCAAAUAGUUGGAAAAAUCUUAUCCUCAAAGUGUGUCAAGGGUCCAUCAGUCCUCUGCCAUCUCAUUACUCCUACGAACUUCAGUUCCUAGUCAAGCAGAUGUUUAAAAGGAAUCCCUCACAUCGCCCCUCGGCUACAACGCUUCUCUCUCAAGGCAUCAUAGCUCGGCUUGUCCACAAGUGCCUAUCCCCCGAGAUCAUCAUGGAAUAUGGUGAGGAGGUAUUAGAAGAAAUAAAAAAUUUGAAGCAUAAUACACCAAGAAAAAAAACAAACCCCAGCAGAAUCAGGAUAACUUUGGGAAAUGAAGCAAGCACAGUGCAAGAGGGAGAACAAGAUAGAAAGGGUAGCCAUACUGAUUUGGAAAGCAUUAAUGAAAAUGAAAGUGCAUCGAGAAGAGUAAACAGAGAAGAAAAAGGUAGUGAGUCAGUCCAUCUGAGGAAAGCCAGUUCACCAAAUCUUCACAGACGACAGUGGGAGAAAAAUGUACCCAAUACAGCUCUUACGGCUUUGGAAAAGGCAUCCAUACUCACCUCCAGUUUAACAGCAGAGGAUGAUAGAGGUGGUUCUGUAAUAAAAUACAGCAAAAACACUGCUCGUAAGCAGUGGCUCAAAGAGACCCCUGACACUUUGUUGAACUUCCUUAAGAAUGCUGAUCUCAACUUGGCCUUUCAAACAUACACGAUAUAUAGACCAGGUUCAGAAGGGUUCUUGAAAGGCCCCCUGUCUGAAGAAACAGAAGCAUCGGACAGUGUCGACGGAGGUCACGAUUCUGUCAUUUUGGAUCCAGAGCGACUUGAGCCUGGGCUAGAUGAGGAGGACACGGACUUUGAGGAGGAAGAUGACAACCCCGACUGGGUGUCAGAGCUGAAGAAGCGAGCUGGAUGGCAAGGCCUGUGCGAUGGAUAAUGCCUGAGGGAGUGUUCCUGAGUCACACUGAGGAGAGGCUUCACUCAGGAGUUCAUGUUGAGAUGAUCAUGAGUUCAUGCGAUGUAUAUUUUCCUUUGGAAACAGAAUGAAGCGGAGGAAAUUCUUAAUACUUAAAAUUGUUCUUGAUUAGUAUCAUGAGUUUGAAAAGUCUAGAACUCCUGUAAGUUUUUGAAUUCGAGAGAGAAGGUGUAGUGGAAUGAGUGUGAGCAUUGGGCUUUGCAGUCCCAUAGAACAGAAAUGGGAUGAUAGCCUGCCACUACCUACUUGUGUGAUUGUGGGAAAUUACUUAAUCUCUUCGAGCCCCAAUUUCCUUAACCAUAAAAUGAAGAUAAUAUUGCCUACCUCAGAGGGAUGCUGACUAUAGACCAUUACAGCAGCCCAUAUGUUAUUCACAUUAUGAUUUGUGUUUAUUAUUAUGUGACUCUUUUUACACUUCCUAAAGGCUUGAGAAUUAAAUAUAUUUAAUUUUGAU
Molecule: messenger RNA, 2387 nt
Organism: Mandrillus leucophaeus (drill)
Lineage: Eukaryota; Metazoa; Chordata; Mammalia; Primates; Cercopithecidae
Gene: NEK3
Product: NIMA-related kinase 3
Exons: 18
Biological process (GO): protein phosphorylation
Molecular function (GO): protein kinase activity; ATP binding
Source: RefSeq, a predicted model, not a curated record